This is a messenger RNA of Cyclocybe aegerita, 360 nucleotides long. The record is from the annotation of a GenBank genome assembly. NCBI's taxonomy places the organism in Eukaryota, Fungi, Basidiomycota, Agaricomycetes, Agaricales, Hemipholiotaceae.
AUGCGCGUUUCCGUCCUCCUCGCUGUCCCCAUCCUCGCCGCUGUCGAGGUCCUGAGUAUCUGCCCCGGAUUCAACUAUGGCAUUGGCAAUGUCAUCCGCCAGGGCACGAUUGGCGAUGCCGAAUUGAACCGAUGGAACGUCUACGACUCCAACUGCAACGUCGUCGACGGCCUCACGACCACGGGCAACCCGUGCACCCAGGGAAUCUUUGGUUGCUCGCCUGCUCCGAUCAUCUUCAACCGCUACACGAACACCUUCAGCGGGCUCAUCUACGCCUGCCGCAGGGAUAGCAGAUCUGGCAAUUGUGGCAGCGACGUCAUCUCCGUCUGCGUAGGUCCUUUCUUUUUCAGCCGUCGGUAA